This is a messenger RNA of Hibiscus syriacus, 729 nucleotides long. RefSeq names its product protein translation factor SUI1 homolog 2-like. Gene Ontology annotation, biological process: translational initiation. NCBI's taxonomy places the organism in Eukaryota, Viridiplantae, Streptophyta, Magnoliopsida, Malvales, Malvaceae. The coding region runs from base 181 to 522 and encodes 113 amino acids. The transcript is spliced from 5 exons. Gene Ontology annotation, molecular function: translation initiation factor activity; RNA binding. The record is from RefSeq and is a predicted model, not a curated record.
UUUCUCUAUCCCCUUCAAAAUUCAGAACUCAGCUUGAGAGGGAGACAGAGCUCAGACUUCGAUCAUCAGUUUUAGGGUUCCUAAAGUUCGUAACCAGAUUCUUAAUUAUCGAAACCCUAAAUCUUCAUUUCAGGUCUCAAAGUGCUAUUCUUAUUCAGCUCUUUCUGUCAGCUAAGUUUCAUGCGUGAUCUUGACAUACAGACUCCUACUGCCUUUGAUCCGUUUGCUGAUGCAAAUGCUGAGGACUCUGGUGCUGGUGCCAAGGAGCACGUGCACAUUCGUAUCCAACAGCGGAAUGGCAGGAAAAGCCUGACUACUGUCCAAGGGUUGAAGAAAGAAUUCAGCUAUAACAAGAUUCUCAAGGACCUCAAGAAGGACUUUUGUUGCAAUGGAACUGUUGUCCAGGACCCGGAGUUAGGGCAGGUUAUUCAACUUCAAGGUGAUCAAAGGAAGAACGUCUCCACUUUUCUUGUUCAGGCUGGCAUUGUGAAGAAGGACAACAUCAAAAUCCAUGGUUUUUAAGUUUCAGCUCCCAAGCUUUUUUGGAAGUGUGGCCUCUCGUUUUACUAGCCGAUAAUUCUACCCACUAAUGAACUUAUUUAUGUCAUCUACCUUUUGUGUUAUAUUUAUCUCUAAGCUGGUUUGAUCUGAUGUAUUGAACCUGUGAUUCUUGUGUGUUAUACUCGUGGCCUAUAUGGUGUUGAAUUUCAAUGGAACUGAUAUUUUGUC